UUGUCGGCUGAACGAUUUAGAGAGAAAUACUCAGAAGACGCCGAGCAAAAAUUUGAAAAUGCAGCCCAGACGCUUACUGAAAAUGUCAAAUCUGCAACCAGGAGAGUCGAGGACAGUUUAAAUUACAUCCGUGACCCACAUGCUCGUUCUAAUCUGAGGUCAAUCAAUGACCACUUGACUUUUCAGAUAUCAGAUAUAAUCAGCAGGGCGAGGCUUAUCGUGGACACUCACUACAUUUGUGACACACUCAGCUUGGAUGUGCAAAUACAGUGCUGGUCAGCAAAAGCUCACUAUGUGGUAGAAGAGAUCAGGAAACAAGAUGGGAUUCACCAGGAUGCUAAAGACCACAUCAAGGCUGGUCUACAGGGCAGAACAUCCGAGGAAACCCACAAAGUAUCGCCUGUGAUGCCAACUAAAGUCAAAGAAAUGGAAUUUCCCUCUGACGCACUAAUGACAUCCUGGCAGAAAAGCAAUACAGAAAAAGCAGAUGCAGCAGCAGCUAAUGUAGACAUAGCAACUGUGGCUAAACAUGGACCUAGAGCUAUGGAGAAAGAUGAUGGUGGAGCAUACAGUUUAUACAAAGAAGCCUCCUCACUGACCUACACCUCCCUUUUUCUAAAACAAGAAAGCCACAGCUGGGAUCCCAAGGACAACAGAAUCGUCCAGGUGACCAGGAAGAUGGCUGACACAAUAUGUUACAUGACUCAGUACUUGAAGAAGAAAGGCCCAAUACCGGUAAUGACCACCAGAGGUGACCUUACUGCCUUCACCUUAUUGUUUGCAUACAUAAUUAUCCGCAAUCUUUUUUUUUUUUUUUUUCAGAAUAAAGAGGCGUUUGUUACUGCAGCCAAAGAUGUCAUCUCAAACUGCCAGUCAGUAACUCAAUUCAUCAGAGUUAUUGCCAACCACAGCCUGGAUAAACAGUGUGCGGUCGAGCUGUCCCUCAUUGUUGAGCAGAUUUUGACCAUCACCAAUCAGCUCAACAUCAUCUCCAGCGUCAAUGCUGUAACACCUGGGUGCAAAUCGUCUGAUGAGAUCCUGGUGAAGAAUGCACAAAAUCUUCUCCAGACAGUCCUGCGUGGGGUCCAUGCUGCGGAAACAGCCUGCAUUACGGGUCUGAAGCAGCCUGAGCCGAACUCAGAUGGUGCGGAGGCUACAGCGUUGUGUUUCCAGUGGAAAAGAAACCUAGAGAUCCAUCGAGCCCAGCAGACCUCUAACCCAAAAACAGAUGAGCUGGGUUUGAGGAAGACGUCGUCUCAUCCUUUAGCGCCCAGUCUAGCCCCUAAGGUUAACGUCCACGACAGCUACAAGUGACCAUCAGAGGUUUAAAGUAAAGCUGUUAAUUUGUGUGGAGCCCCUUAAAUCCUAUUGACACGUCAGGAGUGUGGAUGGAUGCCAUGAUACUAAGACAACGCAAUGAAACUUCAAUGUGUAAUUCUGAAAAAAAUCAGAUGUAGUUUAAUUUCUUUAUUUCAGAUACUCAUAAUAAAAUCAUUGAAAUGAUGGACAUAUGUGUUGUUAAAAUGUCAUACAGUAUUAUUAUAACCAUAACCACCGUACUGACCCAUACAGAAAAAAAAGCAUUAUACUUUAAAACACGCAGAAACACACUGUACACGUGAUAGAAAAUAGGCAUUUACAAUGUGAGUUAUGAAAAGAAUAAAAAAGUAAAUAGCUUGGUUUCAGUCAAACAGGAGCAGCUCACAGACACAAGUGUUUUUAAAACAAAGCAAUAUGCCACCUUAGGUCUACAACAUUCACACACUGUAGCACACGAAACCUCAUAUAAGUUAAUCUACAGUCAACUGCAACACAACUCUACAGUAAAAAAAAAAAAUAUAUCAUGAAGGUCACACUUGUAACAUAUUUACAA
This is a messenger RNA of Mugil cephalus (flathead mullet), 1873 nucleotides long. RefSeq names its product vinculin. The record is from RefSeq and is a predicted model, not a curated record. Gene Ontology annotation, cellular component: adherens junction; catenin complex. Gene Ontology annotation, molecular function: actin filament binding; beta-catenin binding. The transcript is spliced from 4 exons. Gene Ontology annotation, biological process: cell-cell adhesion; cell migration. Bases 406 to 1314 code for a protein of 302 amino acids. NCBI's taxonomy places the organism in Eukaryota, Metazoa, Chordata, Actinopteri, Mugiliformes, Mugilidae.